GGCGCGCGCGCGCGCGUCGCUUAAGAGCGCAGUGAGCGGGCCCUGUCGCGCAUGCGCGGGUGGCCGUCGGUGCAGGGCGGCCGGGGCCGAGGAGCGGGGUGACUUGUGAGGAGUUGCUUUCCCUGGAGCCUGAACCUGGGGGGUUGUUUGUGGCCUAGCAAGAAGUGGUUUCUUUUCCCGAGCUGUUGGCAUCGUCUUGCUUGGAUUCAGUCGUUCCCAGAGGAAUGGAGGAAUGCAGCUGAUGAGUCCUUAACUACCCUGUGCUCCCAUAGGCAGCACCAGAAGCUGGCUUCAUCUUUUCCAUUUUGGCCCUUCAGGGGUGGGCCUCUCAUUGUUACCUGUUCUGGGUACCUUUUCAGUGGUGCUACAGACCAAAGGAGAUGGAAGAAAAGGAGCGAUGUGAUAAAUUCCAGCUGGUACCUUGAGACUAAGGGGAUUCAUAUCUUUUGACUUUUUUUCCUAGGUGGGGAAGGGGGGAGGGAAGUAUUAUAUUUUAUGGGGUAUGGGAGGAAGGAGGAAAAAUGUGUUGCAGAUCUUUAUGUGGUUUUUAAAGCCAGCGAUCAGAGGCAAUUACUGAAUAAACUGAAGCAUAACAGGAGGGUUUGUGAGCUGGAAGCAGUGCUACCCUGCAAAAGAAAGGGGCAGUGGGCGGCUGUUGUGACUGUGGAGGAAGAAACUUCAGCCUCCUUCGUUUCUCGCCACCUACUCUCCAUCCACCCUACGUGAAAAUGAGUUGUGUGCCAUGGAAAGGUGACAAGACCAAAUCAGAAUCACCGGAGCCACCCCAGCUGCCACCACUGCAUAUCUACCAUGAGAAGCAGCGUAGGGAGCUGUGUGCCCUCCAUGCCCUCAACAAUGUCUUCCAGGACAGCAAUGCCUUCACUAGGGAAACCCUGCAGGAGAUUUUUCAGAGGCUGUCUCCCAACACCAUGGUGACACCCCACAAGAAGAGCAUGCUGGGGAACGGAAACUAUGAUGUGAACGUGAUCAUGGCAGCGCUUCAGACCAAAGGCUAUGAGGCGGUUUGGUGGGACAAGCGCAGGGAUGUUAAUGUCAUUGCCCUAUCUAACGUGAUGGGCUUCAUCAUGAAUCUGCCCUCCAGCCUUUGCUGGGGCCCCUUGAAGCUCCCCCUCAAGCGACAGCACUGGAUCUGCGUCCGGGAGGUGGGAGGCACCUACUACAACCUUGACUCCAAACUCAAGGUGCCCGAGUGGAUUGGAGGUGAAAGUGAGCUCAGGAAAUUUUUGAAACACCAGCUGAGAGGAAAGAACUGUGAACUCCUGCUGGUGGUGCCAGAGGAGGUGGAAGCACAUCAGAGCUGGAGAGCUGACGUGUGACCCGCACAGUCUCUGUCCUCCCACUACAGCUCUUCCCCUUUACUGAACUCCCGAUGUCCUGAAACCUGGAUAACGGGUGCCCCGACUCUUCUUGUCCGGAAACUUCCUUUGUUAGGCUCUUCUCUUCCUUCCUUGGUGCAAUAGGGCAACAGUGUAGGACACUGCAGGGCAGGGGGGGAAGAAUUGAGGGCAGAGUGGAGGAAACUGGAAGCCAAUCACUUUAACUGCAGAGGUGGGUGAGCCAUGUGCCCUUCGGCCAGCUAGAAGGCGUUGUGCUCUUCAAAACUGGGCUUUGGGACUAGGGUGUCAGGAAGCCUCUGGCCUCCCUUUCCCCACACUGGUCAGGGCUGCAUGUGUUGGGAUGCUGCUCCCUCCAGGGAGGAGCAGGGGCCGAGCAUGCUGCUGCUUCUUUGGGAGUGUUUCCCUCCAAAACAAGUCGUCCUGAAGACAUUUGCAGUUCCUAAGGGUCUCUCAGGACACUCAAACACUAGGAAUGGUACGGUGCUCAGCAUGACCCUCUGCUUCCUAGGGAUGGUUUGUGCCAGGAAUGAAAAAUUAUAACAGUGUCAUUUUUCAAUAAAUCCUUUGGGUAGCUAGAGGAUUCUUCCCCAGUGUCUCCAGGGAUUUAUGCACGAGGCAAGCAGUUCUUUGGCAGCAUGUGGCUGGCUAGGGUGAUGUGGAAACAGCAAGCACAGGCUAAUUGAGGAGUUUCUUGACUGGAGAGGGGCCAUAAUCUGCUUUUGUUUCUUUGUGCUGUGUUGGGGUUGGGUUUUUUUUCUUAAUAUCUGUGUUGGUUUUCUGCAUGGUCACCCAGUAGUUCAGGGGCUGCUCAGAGAGAAGAAGAAAAUUGAAGGGGUUUUGAAAUGAAUUCAUUCCCUUUUAUUUUCCUUUUUCCAGAAGCCUAGCCCACAGUAACGAACGUCAUGCAAAAUGUUCCAGAAAAGAGGUAAAGUUACAAAGCAGGAAUUGGCUGAGGAGGAAGUCUUUGUAGUAGUCAGGUUUUGCCCCUUUUCAUAGUUACUAGGUGAUAGGGUGGGAGAUGCAGAGGGUCUACCAGAGCCUUCAGGCGCUAGGGAGACCCUGGCCUGGAAGUUGAACCAAUGUCUCUUAGUGUUGGCCAACAAACAUUCCGUUAUGGACAAAUCACUUUGUCCUCCCUUCCCUUCCAUGGGGAAAAGAGUGACUAGGCACAGAGGCGCUACGAGGAACCUGUACUGGCUGUUUCCUGGUCACCUGGGCGAGCCAUAGCUCAGUCAUGCCUUCCACAGCAGGAGGAAGAAAUGCUGAAUUUGGAAGAGACUCUUGCAUUUGGCUCUUCCUGGCUGAGCUGCCAUUUGCUUCUCUGUUACGCAUGGGAUGUCUCAGUAAAACAGCCAUCUCUGGGACAUGAUGGAGCUUGAAGGAUCCUGCUCCAUCAUGCUGGGAAGUCUCAUUACUGGCAUUUGAGCUUGUGAAAGGAGGGGCCUUGUAACUACCUUUUCUCAGUUAUUUUUCUCUUGAGAGCUCCACGGAGCGCAAGCGGGUGUUUGAAGUCGAGAGACCACCACACUUGCACCUUCCCAACAGCAAACACAGGCCAUGUGGCGACAGGAUGACUAUGAUGUUCACUGCCCCCGGACACCUGGCCAGCAGCAUUUCAGAGUCUUUUGAGCACAGCCUCCCCCAGCCAAGGGCAAAUGGCUCUUAGGUUUUAAAGACCCAACAUUUCUAUAAAGUCCUAUUUCAUAACACAUUCCACUGACUGAUACCAGCUGGCAGAGUUUUUAAACACUUUACGGGCAGGAGGCGCAGCCUGCAGGCGCUCUGCUUGUGACUUGAAGCCAUUUCUUCAAGGUGGGGUGGGUGGGAGGGUGGGAACAAAUCUCAACAGCAAUGUUUUCUGUGCUGAUUGAAGUCGCACUUUGGAGAAACCCUAUUUGCAUGGAAACUGCAAGCCAACAGCUCAGUGCACAAUAUGCAAAGAUGUUUUAAAACAUUUUUGGGGCUACUUUAUUCUCCUUGUAUGUCAGCAGCUUUCCCAUGGCGGGAAGGCCAGGGGGAAACAGCGUGAUCCGGCUGCUCAGGUAACAGGAAAGCGCACUAUCGUGCCCCCAUGGGAGGCGAGGCUGCCGUGCCCGAGAGGGUGGGUGAGCUGGUCCAGUCCCACCGCUUGGGAGUGGGGAAGCCUGCGUUUGUUUUCUUGCCUGGUUGGUUUUUGUUAGAGACUUGUCUUGGGUUUGUUUACAGAGAUGUAUUUUGUUUAACCAAAUAUUAAAAAUGGAAGAAAAAAAUU
Messenger RNA from Phalacrocorax carbo (great cormorant), 3609 nucleotides. The record is from RefSeq and is a predicted model, not a curated record. NCBI's taxonomy places the organism in Eukaryota, Metazoa, Chordata, Aves, Suliformes, Phalacrocoracidae.